This is a messenger RNA of Aspergillus steynii IBT 23096, 384 nucleotides long. RefSeq lists its product as uncharacterized. The transcript has 2 exons. The record is from RefSeq and is a predicted model, not a curated record. Bases 1 to 384 code for a protein of 127 amino acids. Lineage: Eukaryota; Fungi; Ascomycota; Eurotiomycetes; Eurotiales; Aspergillaceae.
AUGUUGACCAACAUCCUAGCGCCAAAGCAAUGUACCUACAAAUAUUCCUAUACCACCGUGCAGGAGUUCGUGGACUUCUGCCAAAAGCUCACUCGCUUCGGGGAGUUCGGAGUUUAUAGCUUUCUGGGUUAUCUGAAUUCUCGAGAGGCGACAACCCUCCUGGCUCAAUCGAUCACUACCGAAGAUCACCAGCAGAUGAUCUUCCGCGGAUUCGAAGGCUACUUUCCCAUGCCUCCGGACUCGCAGGCGUAUGCUGGUGAUCUAGCUAUCAAUGACCUCAUGUUUAUUGCCAUUAUGGACAUGAACCCGCACAUUGCCGUGUUCAAUCUCAGCACGAUCAACCCACCUAUGGUUGCUGGACCGACUCUUCACCAAGCUGGUUAG